AUGGACGAUAAUCUCCUUGAGGAGGAGGUGGCUCUACUUCAGCUGACGCCUGAAGUGCUUGCAGCUCUCUCCCGGUCUCUUGAGGACUCUUCAACGAGUUCUUCGUUGAAUUCUUUGGCAGAACAUGUCUUGUAUGGCGAUGCAAUAUGCCGUCAGCAAGUUGAUAUCGUGCGUCUGCAGCGAGAGCUUGACGAAGCCCCUUUAGAGGCCUCGUGCAAGAGAGAUAGUUCUUUAGCAGUGCCCUUUUUGAGAAGGCUUCACUGGGCGCGGCUGCUGCGGCUUUUGAGUGGAGAGACACUCGAAGGGUGGGCUCUGCAGGUGAAGGAGCAGCGCGACCGCUACCGCUCCCUCCGGCAGCAGCAACAGCUUACAGCUAGCCAGCUAGCCACCCUAGACCCGCAGCGGUUCCACCCAUUGGCGGCCACAGCAGGCAAUCCAUGGAGCCAACGACAGGCGGAUGAAGAGCUGCAAGAGGAGAUAUGGAGAGAUAUUGAGCGAACGUAUCCUGAACGGCAACUGUUCAACAGAGAGGGAACUCGGCGGUCGCUGCAGAGGGUGCUCUUCACGUGGGCGAAGGGCAACCCCGACGUGUCUUACAAACAAGGCAUGAAUGAAAUUUUGGCGGUGUUGUACCUUGCAUGCGCUCGCGAAGCCGUGCCUUCUCCUCCUGCGGAUGCGCCUUUGUCUCCCUUCUCGAUAAUAUUUUCAGCAGACCCUGCGGACUUAGAAGCCGAUGCAUUUUGCCUUUUUGAUGGGCUCAUGACUGGUUGCUGCAUGCGCUACAUGUACCUACCUCCCCAGAAAGAACCGCCGGCCGCUCCUCUCAAGGGCAGCCAUAUCGGCCAUCUCUUGGGUUCCCCGCAACCCCCCAGAGCGCCUGCAACUUCUGCAGUGUUGCACAGGUGCAAUAUGGUGUUUGACGAUGCUCUGUGUAAGUCGGAUCGUGAUGUAUACUUGCAUCUGAAUGAACUUGGCGUUGAGCCCCAGCUUUUCUUGCUGCGGUGGCUGCGACUACUGUUUUCUCGCGAGUUCCACAUUGAAGAUACAUUGCUGAUUUGGGAUGCUCUCUUGGCUGACGCAUGGCUCGCUACUGAGCCAAACGUACCAGCAGGAGGCGCUCGAGGAGCAGCUGAAGCAACAGGGGCAGGAUCAGCACUCGCGACAGCACCAGCCCCCUCAGCAGCAGCAACAGCAACUGCAACACCAGGAACCGCUGGAACAGUAGGAGCGUGUACGCCUGAGGAGUGUGCCUCUGCAGCUGCAAAGAAGCUCCCUCUUGUUGACUACUUCGCCAUUGCAAUGCUGAAGUUCAUUCGCCAACAGUUGCUGGAAAGUGACUACAGCAACUGUCUCCGGCGUCUGCUUAAGUACCCCCCUAUUGAAUCUGUGCAGUGCUUAGUGGCCCUAUCGCUUGCUGUUCGGAAGGGAACUACCCUGAGCACUGCUUCAGCUGCUGCUACACCCAACAGCACCAACCGCCGCCGCGAUAACAGUAGCAAUGGCAUCAACAACCAUAGCAGCAUGGACAGGAGCAACAGCAGGACGGCCAACGCCAGUCCUGCUGUUCAGGGGCCAAUCAGAAGUCCCCCAGGCCAUCCAAGGUUUAUUCAGCAGCCGCCGCCUCUCACACCAACAAUCGUCAGCAACCCACAGUUGCAGCACGACGAAACUUCUAACCAGCAGGAUUGGCACAAGGAGAGCGCCUUCACGAGGGGUACAGCAACAGCUGCUGCAUUCGACACGCCGGGGGAGGCGUCGACAGCCGGCCUACUUGGAAGUCACAUCGAUGCGAUGCGCCAGGCGCUUACCUCUGUGGCUGAGGGAUGCAAUGACCUUCCCCCAUCGGUGACGGACGUGCUGCUUUGCGUCGCUAGAGAUCUAGGCGCCCUGAAGUCGGUUUUGCACGGGGCCCCGUACUGCGCCUCCAUUUUCAAGUUGACCCCUGUUGGGCCUCCUAGGGCUUCACUUGCGCUUCCGCAUAGAGCGCCUCUUCACAGCUCUGCAUCUGACACUUUAGAGGAGGGCUCUGGGAAUCAGAGAUGCCGCCUUUUCGACUGA
Messenger RNA from Eimeria maxima, 2058 nucleotides. RefSeq lists its product as hypothetical. The record is from RefSeq and is a predicted model, not a curated record. Lineage: Eukaryota; Apicomplexa; Conoidasida; Eucoccidiorida; Eimeriidae. Gene Ontology annotation, biological process: activation of GTPase activity. The transcript is spliced from 3 exons. The coding region runs from base 1 to 2058 and encodes 685 amino acids. Gene Ontology annotation, molecular function: GTPase activator activity.